UCUGGUUAGGAGGCUGGCUCAUCCCUUGUGAGAGAAACGGGGCGAGGCCGUAAUUGGUUGGACGCUACGCUGACGUCGAGGGGCGGGACCCUCAUGCUGAAUGGGGGCCGCCUCUGAGUAAGAGGAGGAGGUGGAAGAGGAAGACAUGACUCGCUCCGGGCUAGGGCUCGGGCUCGGGCUCUUGUGGAGCCGGCUGAGCCGGGGCAUGAGCCGAGCUGACCACGAACCGCGGCCUCCCGGGAAGAGGUGGCUGGUGGCCGGUCUGGGCAACUACAGGUUGCAGGGCACACGGCACAGUGUGGGCAUGGCUGUCCUGAACCAGCUGGCCAAGCACCUGAAUGUGGCUGACCAGUGGAAGAGGCAGCGGCAGUGCUGCGCAGAUGUGGCCAUCGCCUGCCUGGGAGAGGCCGAAUUGGUGCUUCUCAAACCCCGCCAAUUCAUGAAUGUCAAUGGGCACAGUGUGGCCCAGGCUGCCAAGAUGUAUCAGCUGGCGGCCGAAGACAUAUACCUGGUGCAUGAUGAACUGGACAAGCCGCUGGGGAAGCUAGCCAUGAAGUUGGGGGGCAGUGCAAGAGGUCACAACGGGGUGCGAUCCUGUAUCAGCUGUCUCAAUUCAAAUGUCAUGCCCCGGCUCCGAGUAGGCAUCGGGCGACCCAGCCACCCAGGGGCCGUGGAGCGGUAUGUGUUGGACAGGUUCACAGCAGCUGAGCAGGAACGGUUGCCCCAGCUUCUGGAGCAGGCAACGGAGCUGCUUCUCAGCCACAUCCACCAGCGGAGCCUGGCAGGAGCCACGUGUGCAAGCCCCUCCUGACGUGACAGACCCACCACGGUGGGCCAGGACAUGACUCAUAAAGGACUGUUCCCCUGCAAUGGGUACAGGCAGCCUCUCCUUGCCUUGCUGGAGUAGCACACAGCCUUGGCCUUCCAGCCCCCUGGGGAGAGCCUUUAAAGUGCAGUGAGGAAGAUGACCCUGGGUUCAGCCGACUCACAUUGUCACACUCCCCCCCUCCCCCAACAUGAGACCUGCCCACACCUGUGUAAUCACUAAUUUAUGGGACAUUUAAUUACUCUCCUGUCCCUGCCCAGGGAAUAAAGGUUUGUCUUCCAAGGA
Dromiciops gliroides (monito del monte) is the source of this 1111-nucleotide messenger RNA. It is a transcript of the gene PTRH1, whose product is annotated as peptidyl-tRNA hydrolase 1 homolog. Gene Ontology annotation, molecular function: peptidyl-tRNA hydrolase activity. Lineage: Eukaryota; Metazoa; Chordata; Mammalia; Microbiotheria; Microbiotheriidae. The record is from RefSeq and is a predicted model, not a curated record. The coding region runs from base 146 to 811 and encodes 221 amino acids. The transcript has 5 exons.